This is a messenger RNA of Bradysia coprophila, 1836 nucleotides long. RefSeq lists its product as uncharacterized. NCBI's taxonomy places the organism in Eukaryota, Metazoa, Arthropoda, Insecta, Diptera, Sciaridae. Gene Ontology annotation, molecular function: oxidoreductase activity, acting on paired donors, with incorporation or reduction of molecular oxygen; heme binding; monooxygenase activity. The record is from RefSeq and is a predicted model, not a curated record.
UUGCACAUUUUUACUCCCCGUCACUGGCACUUUAAAAUAAAAGCGGCGAAUACACCGUCUCAUUGGUUCUGCAGAUUCUAUACAAUUAAACAAACAAUCGGUAACUGUGUACGCUAAACUUUUGCAUUCCGAAUUCGUUUCUUUUCUGCAGUGUGUUCUCUAAGUAUCUCUAAGUAUGGCCAAUAUUGUGUUAAAUAUAAUCCUGGGAUCAAUAUGCGUUGCCAUAACGUACAUAGUUUUGAAAAUUUACUGGAAACUUCAAUAUUGGAACCGACGCGAUUUUCACCAAAUUGAUCCGCAUUUCAUUUAUGGCAACCUGAAACCGUACAUUCGUCGCAAUAUAGACUUUGGUGCGAUGCUCAGAAAUUAUUACAAUGAAUCGAAUGGUCGUAGAUGCGUCGGACUGUAUAUGUUUUACAAGCCAGCGCUUCUGCUACGCGAUCCUAACCUGAUACGGACGUUUUUAUUCAAUGAUUUCGACAGUUUUAGUACGAGAAAGAUAUUUGCGGAAAAAGAAAAAUGUCCGUUGUUGGACAAUCUGUAUCAGCACAGCGGUGACCAGUGGAAAAAGAAACGCGACCUGUUGGCGAAGGCAUUUACAUUGAAAAAUAUAUCCGAAUUGUACGACACAAUCAUUGUGGUGAGUGCGUUGGAAGAUUAUUUGGAUGCAUUGGCUGAAAAGGCCGAAAAUUCCAUUUGUAUCAAUCGAUUGAUGGAACGUCAAUUGUACAAUGUCAUGGCCUGGGUCAUCUUUGGCGUACACAUCGAGACCAUAGCGUAUUCGGAAGAUAAUUUUCGGAUGACAGGCCUUGAAGUAUUCCGACCGAAAUUCGUCGACAAACUGGCGCUCAUCAGAGACGUUGCCGUGCCGGCCGAAUGGGAAUGGUUACACAAUUGGUUGAAUUUCCGUCGCCACAGCAAACGUAUCGAAGAUUUUUAUAAUUCGUUGACAAAACAUGUGUUGGAUCGACGAGAAUAUCAUAAGAAAGAGUGGAAUGCGAAUAAAGACUACAUGCAGUACUUAAUGAAGAUAAGAAAUCGGGGUUUUUUGUACGAUGACGAAGAAUUAAAGAAUAUUGAGGCCAAUGCUGGAGCGCACAAGUAUCUAUCGCUUCCAGAGGUUAGUUCGCUAGCAUUUUUAGCCUUCACGUCCGGAUUUCCAACCAUCCUUUCAACGAUCGACUUUUUCUUGCUUGAAAUCGCUAAGAAUCAUACGAUACAAAAUAGGAUCUCAGUGGAAGUGGAGGCAAUGUUCGAAUCCACGGAUGGAAAUCCCGAGUACAAAGACAUUGCUCACAUGAAAUAUUUGGAUGCUUGCGUCAACGAAACAUUCCGGAAGUACCCACCCAUUUCGCAUUUGGUGCGCUACUGCACGAAAGAUUACCUCAUGAAAAAGGAGAAUUUUUUGAUCCACAAGGGAAUGCCAGUGUUUAUCUCCAUUUUGGGUAUUCAUCACGAUCCGACAUACUAUCCGGACCCGAUGGAGUUCGAUCCCGAACGUUUCACCGCAGAAGAAUCGAGGAAACGACCGGCGAUAACAUUUAUACCGUUCGGGUUCGGGCCGAAAAACUGCCUCGGAAUAGAGCUAGCGAAGGCAAUUUUAAAGAUUCACUUGGUGUUCUUGGUGUCCAAGUACAAAGUGUCGGUUGCACCGAGGAUGCGAAAUAGAAAUAUUAAUUUCGAUAAUGGACAUAUGAACGAAGUGAAUCAAAUACAUUUAAGUUUUGCGGAACGAAUGAGAAAUAGUCCAAGUGAGGAGGACGACUAGUCAUUACUUUUUUGUUGUAUCGGAGGCGCAUUAUUAUUCUGAAUUAUUAAACGAUCAAGGAUUUUGUA